Vigna angularis (adzuki bean) is the source of this 1717-nucleotide messenger RNA. Its product is annotated as WRKY transcription factor 55. Gene Ontology annotation, cellular component: nucleus. NCBI's taxonomy places the organism in Eukaryota, Viridiplantae, Streptophyta, Magnoliopsida, Fabales, Fabaceae. Bases 66 to 1025 code for a protein of 319 amino acids. Gene Ontology annotation, biological process: regulation of DNA-templated transcription. Gene Ontology annotation, molecular function: DNA-binding transcription factor activity; transcription cis-regulatory region binding. The record is from RefSeq and is a predicted model, not a curated record. The transcript has 3 exons.
AAUAUCACACUUUCUUUAUUUUCAAAUUUCACUGCAUGAUAAACAGAUAGAAACUCCUAGAAUCAAUGGAAGAGGUAAUUAACUCCAUUCGACGCGCUUCUGAAUUGGUUCAAAACCUUCAACAAGACCUACCCAACUUGGCCAACCAACCAGAGACGCUGUCCCUGUCCAUUGAUCAGAUAACUCAGGCUUUCACUGCUGCCAAGGAACAGCUGUUGCUCAUUUCCCGACACACCCAAACGUCGGAAUCUCCUCCAAUGUUGCUUCAUGAAACCACACCCCACCAGCCUCAGAUGGAUGCUACUCUAAUACAGGAGUGGUUAAGGUCUAGUCAUACAGUAACCAUGGAUCAGUUGUUUCAAAUGCAACUUGCUUCAAUGGCAGCGAGAGAGGUGGAAGAUUCAGAGAGAACCAUGGGAUCUGAAGGAGAUCAAGGGCAGGGAAUCCACGCAUCUUCUUCACGACCACGGAGAAGCAGGGAAGCAAAUCAAGAGAAGAAGAAAAUUCUGGUUCCUGCCCCACAGUUUGGAAACACAGAGAUGCCACCGGAGGACGGUUUCACUUGGAGGAAAUAUGGACAGAAAGAAAUACUUGGAUCCAAAUACCCAAGGAGUUACUACAGAUGCACACAUCAGAAGUUAUACGAAUGCCAAGCCAAGAAGAUGGUGCAAAGACUUGAUCACAAUGCUAACAUAUUUGAGGUAACAUACAGAGGGAAACACACAUGCCAUAUGUCCUCCACAGCACCAUCGUCAGUUCCCCCACAACAUCUUUUGCUCGACAUCACACAAAAUACUAACACCAUUUCCUCUCAAUUGUCUCCGUCAGUCAAUCUCAGCCUCCAUCCCGCUAGUGGCGCCGCCGCCACCACUAGUGGCAGGGCCGGACCCUCCACCUCAAGAUACGGUGCUGAUUAUCCCGUGGUAGAUAUGGCUGAUGCUAUGUUCAACUCUGGUAGCAGCAGCGGCAACAACAGCAUGGAAUUUAUCUUCUCUCCCACGGAAGAUAAAAGUGAUGCAAAUUGAAAACAAGAAGAGGUGAAUAUUGGUUUGGCUUAAUAUUACAUUAUGAAGAAAACAGAUUUAUAUAAUCUUACUUAUUAUUUUAUAAUUUGGCUAAUCCAAUUAUAUAAUUAGUCAAUAAUGAAUUAAUUAUAUAACUUCAGUGGUGAGUUAUUCUAGAAAAAAAAAAUUGCAUUUUUUCUUUUUCUUUGACUUUUCUCAUUUUUCUUCAGAUUUUUCUUUUUUAUAUCAGCCCCGUCUAACUUAUCUCAUAGUUUUCUGUUUUUUUUUCUUUCAUAUGUCUAUUUUCAUUUUGUGCCCUUUCAAAUAUUUUCAUUUUAUUGUUUCAGAAUCUCAAAAAAGAAAUCCUUUUUUUCUAUGAUGUAAAAUUGUAUUAUUUUCAUCUCCGUGGUGGUACGCUAUUAAAUCAUAAUGUAAUAAACAAAAAUAUUAUGCAUUACAGACAUAAUAUUUUUGUCUACCACCCGUGACAUAGAGACCGUAUUGUAAGAGAACAAAUUUAUUUAAAUUAACAUUCUAAUUAAUUUAAAAUAUUAUGUCGUUUAUCGAUAAUAGUUAGAAUAUGUUGUCAUGUAAAUUAGUUGUAAUUGUUUUCCAUACAUCUUCACCAAUAAUUGAAAAAUUAGGAUGACAGCAAAGUAUUUUUUUUUUCCACGGUUUAAACGUGUAAAUGACCCCUAUAAUACCUUUGUUUA